UGAAACAGAAAUAUGUCUCUAUUUGUUAGUGUUUUGAUUAUUUUACUAUUUUCGUACGGACAAACUGAGGGUGCCAAGGAAAGAGCAAAGAAUAACAGAGCCAGUAAUGUGAAUGAAGACUCCACAGGGUCUCAAAAAACAGUGACUCUGGAUGACGAUCCUUCGUUGUGGCCAGGUCAUUUGCAGGAAUUUGGAAAAACGGGAAGAGUUCACACUUUAGACCUUCAUAGGAAUUUUCCAUCUUCGGUCGACUUCUUAAAUAACUAUGCAGCGCCGUAUCUUCCUGUUUACUUCAAAGCAGCAGAAAAGAAUUCAUUUCCAUUUCAAAACUGGAAAAAUAAAAACUAUUUCUUACGAUUACCACAAACUCUAACAAAUUGGGUGACCCUACCUGACCAGAAUAAAAAUAUUUCAUUUAGAAAAUAUAUAUCACAUUAUGCUGACAAAGGAUAUUACUGUGAUCAGGAAAUUCCACACUUCUUGAGAGAAGACGUUUCUGUUCCUAAAUGUCUACUAUGUCAAGCAAUGGUAAAAUCAUUAUCAAAACACAAUCUAUGGAUAAGUCAUCACAACCACUCCAGUAUAAUUCAACGAAGAAAUACAGAUACCAUAAAAUGUGUGUAUGUUGGUCGGCAGGAGGUGACGAUGAUAAGUCAUAUAGAAUAUGGAGAAAAGAUUCCAGCUGAUUAUAAAGAUAUUGAUGUAAAACAUGUUGAUUAUAAUAAAUACCCGACUUUACGAGAAGUUGAAUAUUUUAAAGUAAAAGUUAAAGCAGGAGAUUGUCUCUUUAUACCGACUAAAUGGUAUUGGCAAGUAAAUUCUUAUGGUAAAACAUAUUCAGUAAAUAUAGAAUGGUACCACAGAGCAAAAUCAGUGAAAGAUUCCGAUUGUAAAAUGACAAAUACAAUAUCCAACUUAAACAGUGUUAGUUUUAAAGAUGGCCCAGGCUCUGAUAUUAACAAACAAGAAAUUAUUUUACAUUAUCUGACUUCCUACCUGACAGAGUCCAAGAAUUUUACACACAAGCAGUUUGAGAACGCCAUUAAAAAGGACAAGAAAUUAAUGGAAGAUAUGGUUGAAUGGAAUGAUGAAUAUGAAGAAAUAACAAAAGAGGUAUUUGAUAUAUUAGAUGUGAAUAAAGAUAGCAUAUUUUCCUUGGAUGAUCUAGACAGUCUUAAUUCUCGUAUAUUAGAGGAUAUAGGGGGUUUAUUGGAAGAUAGAAUACAGGAUUAUGAAGAUUUAAUGAAAGACCAACAGGAUGAGAUUAAACAAGUUGAAGAACUAACGGCACCUAAAGAUAAAAAGAGUGAUGUUGAUGCUGAAAAGGCUGUACAGGAUUAUUUAAAAGAUUACCUUGCUCAAUUACAAGAUGUUAUCCACGAGAGUAUAGAUGAGAUGGCAGUUACAGGACAACUACCUGAUAUUAAACAGAGAUUUGCUGAAAAACAAGCUAAAGGACAAAUUGGUCAAAAACCUGAUGAUUCAUCUACCAAGACGUCCCAGAAAAAUGGAAGGAGUGAACGGGAAAAGGCCAAAGCUAAAAUAAAACUGGAAAGAGAAAAAAAAAAGUUGAAAGAAAAGGAAGAUAAUGAUUUACAAAAAGAAAAACAAAAAGAUGAAAGCUUUGUUAUUGUUGAUGAUUCAAUUGAAGAAGAAAUAAUUGCCGAUGACGAAGAAGAUAUCGCCAAAAAGUCUGAUAAAACAAAGUCAAGGCAAGAUAAAAUGAAAAAAAAUGAUGAACUGUGAUAUGAUAAACAUGCCAAAGAAAAAAAAUUAAUGCACCCGAUUAAACACAAAUUAAUAUAGCUUUUUUGUUUUAGUUCUCUAAAAAAAAAUAGUUUAUAGAUUUAUCGUUGGGGGUAUAAUAAAGAGAAAAGAUUCGGCCGUUUAUUUACGUUGAACCUGAGCAUUUUCAUAACGAUAUUAUAUGUAUGGGUAUCGAAACGUAGCAUGUUAAUAAAUU
Messenger RNA from Patella vulgata (common limpet), 1963 nucleotides. RefSeq lists its product as uncharacterized. Gene Ontology annotation, molecular function: 2-oxoglutarate-dependent dioxygenase activity. Bases 13 to 1746 code for a protein of 577 amino acids. The transcript is spliced from 12 exons. Lineage: Eukaryota; Metazoa; Mollusca; Gastropoda; Patellidae. The record is from RefSeq and is a predicted model, not a curated record.